GCCCCAGGGACCUCUGACCACGUGAUGCACUGCGUGCAGGGGUGUCCCCCCCUCCCCGGCCCUCACCCUCGGGGUCUUCCUCUCCCACUGUGCUGCUACUUCGUUCUCCUCUGCCAUCUUUUUAAACCUCCUCUUUCCACUUUUCCUCCUUUUCUCUCCUCCUCUUUUACUCCUUUCUAGCUGUGCUGUUUCAUCUGUGUCCUGUUUCCCUGCCUGCUUUCCUUUUUUGUCCCCCAUCGUUGCCCAGCGAGUCGCCGUGGGAUCCCCUGACCCGUCUCCCUCCUGACUGAGUCAUCUGCCCUGUUGGGAUUCUGCCUGACCUUACCUGGAAUCAAGGGAUUCACUGUUUCCUGGCAUCCUGGGUAAUGUGAGCAGAGCCCAGGAAUGCCUUAUGUGGAUCGGCAGAACCGAAUCUGUGGGUUCCUGGACAUCGAGGAGAAUGAGAACAGCGGCAAGUUUCUGCGGAGGUACUUUAUUCUGGACACGCAGGCCAACUGCCUUCUCUGGUACAUGGACAACCCCCAGAACCUGGCAAUUGGGGCAGGAGCCGUCGGAUCUUUGCAGCUGACCUACAUCUCGAAGGUGAGCAUAGCCACCCCAAAGCAGAAACCCAAGACUCCGUUGUGCUUUGUCAUCAACGCCCUCUCGCAGAGGUAUUUUCUUCAAGCCAAUGACCAGAAAGAUCUGAAGGACUGGGUCGAAGCCCUGAACCAAGCCAGCAAAAUCACUGUACCCAAAGUUGGGAACCUGCCCCUGACGACCGAAGUUCUCAAGAGCCUAGCAACUCCUCUGGCCCUAGAGAAGAAGCCACAGGUGGCCUACAAGACAGAGAUCAUCGGAGGCGUGGUGGUACACACGCCCAUCAGCCAGAACGGUGGGGAUGGGCAGGAAGGGAGUGAGCCCGGCUCCCACGCCAUCCUUCGAAGGUCUCAGAGUUACAUCCCCACGACAGGCUGCCGUGUCCCCACCGGGCCCCCCCUCAUUAAGAGCGGCUAUUGUGUGAAGCAAGGGAAUGUGCGCAAGAGCUGGAAACGACGCUUCUUUGUGCUGGACGAUUUCACCAUCUGCUACUUCAAGUGUGAGCAGGACCGAGAACCACUGCGUACCAUAUUCCUCAAGGAUGUUCUCAAGACCCACGAGUGUCUGGUCAAGUCUGGCGAUCUGCUGAUGAGGGACAACCUGUUUGAAAUAAUAACCAGCUCCAGGACCUUCUACGUGCAGGCAGACAGUCCAGAAGACAUGCACAGCUGGAUUAAGGAGAUCGGGGCAGCUGUCCAGGCCCUCAAGUGCCACCCCAGAGAAAUGUCCUUUUCUCGAUCCAUUUCUUUGACCCGCUCUGGAAGCUCCAGCCUCUCAGGGGGGCCCAACUCUGUCUUGUGCAGAGGGCGGCCGCCUCUGGAGGAGAGAAGGGCCCUCUGCAAAGCCCCCUCCGUGGCUUCCUCCUGGCAGCCCUGGACACCUGUCCCCCAGGCUGGGGAAAAGCUGCUUCCCACUGAAGAGACUCCUGAGGACUCUUUGUUCAUGCCUCGACUUGGGGAGAGCAGUACUUCCGGGGUGCUGCCCAGCUCCCGGAUAAGGCACAGAUCGGAGCCCCAGCACCCCAAGGAGAAGCCAUUUGUGUUCAACCUCGAUGAUGAAAACAUACGGACCUCUGAUGUGUGAUGAGGCGCAGUGCCCAGGAGGGAGGGGGAGGACUCAGACGUCCAAGGGGCCGUGACUCAGUUUCUCCACCUGCUGGAGGACAGUCAGAGGCCUUCCUGGCACUCACAUCCCUGUGGAGCUCUCUUGGGGGAGGGGAGCAUCAGCUGGUUUUUUUUUUUUUAAAAAAAAAAUCAAUGCAGUGUUUUUAAUUCGGGAAAGUCACUAGGUUAGACCUGUAGGCUUGCUCAGUGGAGAGCGGGGUGCCUCUUACUUUGACUCUUCCAUGGUCCACCUGGUGAGAGGAGGUUGGAAGUCCAAUUUCAUCCCUAACCAAGUUUUAGUUCCUUGUCCUUGUCUUAUUAGUUUCUUCCCUUUGUUUUCAGGCCGGGCACAGAACCUUGAGGCCAGUCAUCUGGUUUUAUCCUAUUCCUGUUCAUUGGCUGAAGUUUGACUGUGAAGUAGGAGGGUGGGAACUAACCCAACUGAAACUGGGGGAAGCGGUGGGGGAUACCCAGGCUCCAGCUUGGCCGGGAUACAUUCUGAGUGAAGGUGUCAAAAUCUGGGUGCUGGUGGGGGGGGCCCUGAAUGUUGACCAGGGCAGAUUCCCCCCCUCCUCCAGGGGACCUCCAUCGGGGAAGAAAUAGGGACCUCUUGUAAAGAAUGGGAGAAUGCACUCCCAACCCCAGUGCAUCAGCCAGUUUUGGGAAUUACUCUGUUCUCUUUGAGAUGUUCUUUGACCCCAAAUACUGUCCCCGUGAGAGACAGACCUGCCCACCCUGUUGCUGUGUCAGGCCCUUAGGAUGGGUUUAUCAGUGUUCAGUGCUGAGAACAGAACAGACAUUGCCCUUGAUAAUGGCGUUACUUGGAAUGUGUGGAGGGUUGAUGAGUGUAUGAUAAUUCACUUGUGUGAUACAUCAAAUCUGUAUUUUAGAGUUUGAGAGUUGCUUUAAAGCAGGUGCCGGGAAGAGAUGGAGUUUAGUUCAUCCAGCUAAAAAUUUUUGAUCCAUGUUUUCCAGACAGAAGAAAAGGUCUCUUUUCGCAAACACAGAUUAUCUUGGGUCCUUGCCUCUCAGCUCUUCUUUCAUGGGCCGAUAGUAGUCUAAUUUUAAGUGCUGUAUAUUGUAUACCUUGGCAGAUUUGCUUUCUUUCUGUUCUUUGUGUUGCCCUUUGGAUGAUGCCUCGUGUCUGUACUUGCAUGAUGAAAUCUUGUCGUCUGACGAGGUUCUACGUACUUAACAGUGAGGAGGUAACAAAGAUAAUCUUGAGAGAGAUUUAUAUCUUUAAUAAAAUAGAAACUGUGCAGAGAAACAUUGCUUUAGAGGCUAUGCAUUGCUGGUUAGAGAUUUCCCAGGUAGAAGAGCAUAGAUUGUAUUUCCCAUCCCGUAUUUUAGGAUGUACCUUCUUCCAUUUGACAAGAGAUCCUAUUUCCAGGGUCCCUGGGAGAAACUAUCUGUCCAGCUUAUGUGGUGAACUGCUACCAAGGUUCCCUAAAGGGAGGGAGCUUAACUCAGUUCUAUCUAGAACUCUUUAUCAGCUAGAUCAGUUAAUUUUGUCUUUAAAUUAAGAAUUAACGAGUAGAGGAGAAGACUGUGAUCAGAAAAUCCUUAGUGGCUUGAGGGAAAUCUUCUGUUUGUUUCGGGCAGUGUAGUUUCCUUGAAGUCUGUGUCAGGUUGAGAACUUUUCUUGACCGUACUGCUUUGGAGGUAACUUUCACUUAAAUUGUUUGCCCUAGUGGUCCUGGUAUAAAAAAGGAAAUCUACUCUAGAUUUCUCUCUCUCUCUUUUUUUCCCCUCUUUUCUGCAGCCUCCUGGAUACUUUUGUCCUUAGAAAUCCCUGGUUUGGAGAUUAUUUAUUUAUGAGUGAUCAAGGUGACAACAUACUUCAAGUAGCCUGAUUUCAAGAAGCCAUUCCCAAUUCUUAAAGUUCUUUGUCUCAGGUUUCAUCUUCAGAUUUUCCUCAAGAAAAUUCUUUGGCUAGGUGAAAGAAAGUGCACAGAGAUAUGGAACUAACAAAGAUAAAUUAGGAACUUUUGAGAUCUCUGUAAACAUUCCCUAACUCAUGGAAAGAUGUCAUCUCUUGGUGUUUAAGUUGUGAAAAUCUACCCAUUUCUUCCUCUUCUAAAUAAACUCUCUGCUAGAUUACUACUGCUAAAUUAAUUGGCCAUUAUGGUAAGCUGAUCUGUUUCUUAUUCAGUAAGGUUUAUUUUGAGAAUGUAUUAAAUUAAACAUACUUAUAAAUCCAGAUUGUAUUAUCAUAAUAGAGGGGAAACAAGGAUUCUAGUUGGCAGAUACUUGGGAAUUCCAAGUUAGAGCGUUGUUAAUGUAGUUCCAACACCAGAUAAAUAUAAUUAUCUUCAAUGAAGCUUAGAGGCAUUCUCAUUGCCAAAUCUUAUUUCAGAAUUCCUUUUGUGUUCAUAUUUCUUAGCUUCUGGUUAAUUUCACAUCACACCUUUUAAUGUCACUACACAUGUGAGCCAAAGAUGGUGCAUAUACGACCAAAGCAUUUGGUUUCAAAUGUGAAAAAUGGAACCAAAUGGAAAAAACAAGGAGGGGAUGCAAUAUCGAUUAGUAGUUAAGUGCAUAGGCUCUGGAAUAAAUCUGUUUGUUUUGUUUUGUUUUUUUUAAAAAAAGGAACCAAAAAA
Balaenoptera musculus (blue whale) is the source of this 4282-nucleotide messenger RNA. It is a transcript of the gene PLEKHA2, whose product is annotated as pleckstrin homology domain containing A2. The transcript is spliced from 12 exons. Gene Ontology annotation, cellular component: cytoplasm; membrane. NCBI's taxonomy places the organism in Eukaryota, Metazoa, Chordata, Mammalia, Artiodactyla, Balaenopteridae. The record is from RefSeq and is a predicted model, not a curated record. Gene Ontology annotation, molecular function: PDZ domain binding. Bases 385 to 1662 code for a protein of 425 amino acids.